AUGGAAACAUUCGUAGACAACAAAUUUGUUCUUCACCGAACAAAAUUUUUCAUUUUGAUCAGUUUACAAAUUCCAGCAAUUAUCAUUAGUCUAUUGAUUUUUGUAUUUUUCAUUAACCAUCGUACUACGUUAAAUGCACUUCAAAAUCAAGCGUUACUCCUCUUACUUAUUGUUGGUUUUGUUGAAUUGACCGCAGAUCUACCAAUGCCAAUACGCUACUAUUAUCUUGGAUAUGUUACUCCAGCAACGCCCGGCUAUUGUAAUUGGUGGACAUUUUUCGAGUAUAGUAUUCAUUUAAUAAGCGAACUUCUUAUGGCUACUAUUUCCAUUCAACGGCAUGCACUUAUAUUUAGCGCAAAUCUAUUUCGAUCUCGUCUCAAUCUCUAUGUUCUUUACUAUGCUCCUCUUGCCAUAUGUGUUACUUAUCCAUUUAUUUUCUAUAUUUUUAUUAUCUUGAUCUCUCCAUGUGAUGGCACUCAAUGGGACUAUACAUCGAAUUUAUGUGGCUAUGCGAACUGUUAUCUUCUCUACAAUCGGUUUUUAGGUAUGUACGAUUGGGCAGCGAAUAAUGGUUCACCAGCUAUUGUCAUUAUGUUGGCUAAUUUUGCACUUGUUCUACGCGUUAUUCGUCAUAAGCGACGUCAACAAGGGGGAUAUUCUUGGAAAAAACAACGGCGCAUGACAUUACAAUUAGUCUUUAUUUCGAGUCUUUAUUUAUUUGCAUGGCUACCCAGUCUUGCUAUAGGUGUCACUCAAAUAAUGAUUUCUCCAAGUUUCCUGGCAAAUAUUCAAACAGAUUAUACGCUUGAUUUCAUGUACUUAAUAAGUCUUCUAUCACCGUGGGUCUAUAUCAAACUGUUGCCAGACUUCCAGAGAUGGAUUUCAAAGAAUGUCCAUCGUGGAGAACUAACGCAGAAUACUGUUAGACCUGUAUGA
Rotaria socialis is the source of this 936-nucleotide messenger RNA. The record is from the annotation of a GenBank genome assembly. NCBI's taxonomy places the organism in Eukaryota, Metazoa, Rotifera, Eurotatoria, Philodinida, Philodinidae.